AUGACAGAUAUAGCGUUCGAGAUAGAGGGGAGAUUCCUGUCAUUGCGAGGAUCAUUCAUUGAUACCAUUGGAUUACGGCUAGAUCAGCCUAUUGCAGAGCAUUAUAUCCAGAACAGAUUAACCAGAGAUGGCGCAAACAAAGGACAUCACAUUACAGUCAUCAAUCACUUGGAGAUAGCUGAAAAGACGUCCAAAACCUUACCGGAUGAGAAUGGCAACCAACAGCUUUCUACGUCAAACAAGCAAAAGAAGAGACUAUUUAAGCAGGGACAACACACAUUACUAUCUACCAUUCUAAAUCAGUUUGGCGAGGCAUCAGGGUGGGAGAAACCGAUUGAUCUUGGAUUGGGGUCCACUGAAUCAGCCGAUGCCAAAACUUAUUACAAGGUGAUCUAUUGGCCACAGGGACAGAUGAUACGUCAAUAUGUAGGUCUAGGGAAGAGCAACUUUCAUGUUACGGUUGGGUUUGCGCCCCGAGAUGUGCAUCAGUACAAAGGCCCUGGCACGCUGGUGUGUCUUCAGCAAUACCAGCCUUGUUCCAAGGAAUUGUAUGCGAGAUUGAUCGACUAUGUGCCGUUUUAUGUGGCGGAUAAAGAGUUUAUAAAAGCGCUCUAUCAAACAGGCUGGAGGCACGGUUACUAUGUUUUAUUAGCCCAUCUUACAAGAGUGAUGUUGCAAUCAAUUUUACGCUUCCUGUACUACAAGUUAAUCGGCAAAAAGACCAUCAGUCUCCCGGUUACUACGGCUGCUCCUCCUGUGUGA
Messenger RNA from Mucor velutinosus, 762 nucleotides. RefSeq lists its product as uncharacterized. Lineage: Eukaryota; Fungi; Mucoromycota; Mucoromycetes; Mucorales; Mucoraceae. The transcript is spliced from 2 exons. The coding region runs from base 1 to 762 and encodes 253 amino acids. The record is from RefSeq and is a predicted model, not a curated record.